Molecule: messenger RNA, 2012 nt
Organism: Macrosteles quadrilineatus (aster leafhopper)
Lineage: Eukaryota; Metazoa; Arthropoda; Insecta; Hemiptera; Cicadellidae
Product: aladin-like
Exons: 12
Coding region: 244-1944 (566 amino acids)
Biological process (GO): nucleocytoplasmic transport
Cellular component (GO): nuclear pore
Molecular function (GO): protein binding
Source: RefSeq, a predicted model, not a curated record
CAGCGACUCAGCGUAUGCCGCCAGCUGCAGCAGGGAAGGAGGGAAUUUUGGAAGUUGAAUGGAAUGUCAACUUCAAAUCAAAACAGUCAAAUCUCACUUUUUGUCCUCCUCUCGCUCUGUCUAGUGUCUACUUUUAUAUCUCAAUUUUGAUUGUAAUCUUCUUGCCUACUCUAAGGUUAAAAACUAAUUCGUUAAAACCUUAGGAAAACAUCACGUUUAACGUACCAAGAACACAAAGGAAAAAUGAUUUGCAGUUUAUCAGAUUUCCCACCUCUCCCUGAGAGUAAUCACUUACCAGUUUGUCUUACUGAAGGGAAAGUCCAAUACAGCGCCCCCAUGUUCACAAAUGUCCAUAUCUACACUACUGCUUUGUCAUCCCACCCUCACAUAGUGAUAACAAAUGAAAUGUUACAUCCUUCAAUGUCCAAAGAGGACGGUAGCAAAGUGUUCCUGCCAGUUUCACAAACUUUGUGGAAAAAACUCCAGCAUACCUGGUACGAGAAAGGAUUUGUCCCGAUGCUAGAAGUGGCUGCACAUCCGAGAGAAAACCAAGGCUUUAUAGUUUUAGAGUUUGUCGCCAAACAAAUGUUGGCCGCAAUACGCUUUGCUUCAACUCUUCAUAAUGUUGUUCCUGGGUACAAGAAGAAGGUUAAGGAAGAUCUGAUGGUAUCUCAGAACCCCGUGUACAGUAGUAGCAACAUCCGGUGUCUGGCGUGGCAUCCCCACUGCACAAGACUGGCCGUGGCCGCUAGUGACGACUCUAUCAGGGUGUAUCUGGACAACUCACAGCUGACUCCGUUGCUCAAGUGUCGGGGACAGCGCUUCGUCUCCUGUCUCGUCUGGAGACCACUGUGUGGGUCGGAGCUGGCAGUUGGCUGUGAGGUUGGAGUGCUUGUGUGGCAUGUAGACCCUAACUCUGUCAUUACUCGUCCGUCUGCCUCCAACACACAGCUGCUGACUCGUCGAGGCCACACGCACGUGUCUGAUCUCGCAUGGAGCCCUCAGGGGGACCUGCUAGUCAGUGGCAGUGCCCGAGACCAGACCAUGUAUGUGUGGGCUGUAGGACUAGACAAUGCUGUACCUCUCAAGAGAGUGGGUGGUGGUGGAAUAAGCCUAGUGUCUUGGUCACCUGACUCUCUGAAACUGUUUGCCGCUACUACCAACAUGGUGUUGUGUUUCAGGGGGACCUGCUAUGGCAGUGCCCGAGACCAGACCAUGUAUGUGUGGGCCGUAGGACUAGACAAUGCUGUACCUCUCAAGAGAGUGGGUGGUGGUGGAAUAAGCCUAGUGUCUUGGUCACCUGAUUCUCUGAAACUGUUUGCCGCUACUACCAACAUGGUGUUCAGGGUGUGGGAGACGUGUCAGUGGAAUGCUGAUCGCUGGGCGUUGACAGUUGGUCGUGUGGUGUCUGCCGUCUGGUCUCCGUGCUCCUCUCUUGUUCUCUUCGCUGUGUCCCUGGAGCCUGUCAUAUACUCCCUGAUGUGCAGUCAGACUGCCGGCGUGUUCCAGGAGGAGGACCGUCGGGCUGCCACUCCCUUGAUAGACCUCACCCCGGUGGAACUCGACAACGGAGAAAGGGUGGGAGGUGAAGUCAGCAGUCUGGCGUGGGACAAGAAGGGACGUUACCUUGCAGUUACGUUCAAACAGUGUGAUAUCAUAGCUGUGUUCAUGACUUCUCUAGGUCAUACUCUGCAUGUGUCACCUUGUUGCUUUAUCAAAGGAGUUGCUAACGAGUCACCUGCAGUUAUUUCAUUCCAGAACAACUUUAAUGAUGGUGCUAACCUCACAAUUGGUUGGUCCAGUGGCCGAGUCCAGUACUUCCCCAUCAUCUACUCGGAGCUGGAGUCCCAUGACAGGAGUUAUGGAAACAUUACAAACUACGAUUUACCAAACGUCUCUUCCUACGCAUCUCCCUCGGCGUUCCAUGAUUACACUUUAAAUUGAUUCUUUGCUCACCCUUUAGUCUUGUACAUUGAUUUAUAUUUAUAGAUAAAUAAAGUGAUCUUUCUAUU